This is a messenger RNA of Eruca vesicaria subsp. sativa (arugula), 1265 nucleotides long. The record is from the annotation of a GenBank genome assembly. NCBI's taxonomy places the organism in Eukaryota, Viridiplantae, Streptophyta, Magnoliopsida, Brassicales, Brassicaceae.
UCACUCUCUCUUGCCAUGCGUUGUGCCAAGUCAAAGUCGUUAAAGAGAGAGGGAGAGUAAACUAACAAUAAUGACGAUGGACGAUAAUAACUCCGUCUACGUCGGCGGCCUCCCUUACGACGUCACCGAGGAAGCUCUCCUCCGUGUUUUCUCCCCUUACGGCACCGUUCUCGACAUCAAGAUAGUGAAUGAUCAAAGUGUAAGAGGAAAAUGUUAUGGCUUUGUUACAUUCUCAAGUCGUAGAUCAGCUGAUGAUGCUAUUCAAGAUAUGGAUGGCAAAAGUAUUGGUGGGCGUGUAGUGCGUGUGAAUGAGGUGACGACAAGAUUUGGUGGAAGGUUGAAUCAGGGGAGGUUUCAACCACAAAGUCCUGGUGGGAGAAGUGAUUUUAGUUAUGAAAGGGAUCGGUUCAGAGAACGGGAUAGGUCUCAGGACAGGAGAAGAGGUCGUUAUGUAGUUGAGGAAAGAGUUUAUGAGCAUUCAAAUGGUUUUGAGAGGAGAAAUGGUCAUGAUAUGGUGGAUAGGAAUGGUUAUAAGGAGAGAGUUUUUGAAGGUGAAGAAGGAGGAGAUUGGCGUGGGGAUAGUGGUCGGAGAAUCAAUGGGAAUAGUUCUCAUGAAGGAAGGAGCCAAGAAACAGAGCGAGAAGAUAGUGCUAUGCUUGAUGGUGAGCGUGGGGGCAGAGAUGGCAAAGAUCACUUCUCUAACUCAAAUGGAGAUCACAGUAUUCAGGUGAAAGAAGAAGUGGAAGCACUGAUUAAGAAGCGUGACGUGCUUCAUGAUGAGGUACUGGUCUUGGAAAACAGAUUGGAAGCAAAAGAAGAUCUGUGCUCAGAGCUACAGAAGAAGUUUAAGAGAUUAGAAGAUUUAUUGAACGAUGAAAAGAAACUGACUUCACAACGCCGAAAAGAAUUGGCAAAGCUACAUAAAGCAUUUUCAAGGGUUAGAGAAUGCACGGACAACCUGAAAGACUGUGAACAGGAACUCCAGUUGCUUGUUAAUUCAGUAGCUAGAGAAGGUGUGGUUGGUGCUGAUGAAGGACUAGAAAACGGGUAUGCGUAGUACAAGUUGUAGCGUUAGUGUGUGUUUGGAGCCUUGAGCGAGGUUGAUUUGGUACUGGUUAUCUCAGAUCAACUGGUCUUGAUAUGAUUAAAUAGAAUCACUAUUAACUACGUGAAACUUUCACACACCCUUUGUAAAAGUCUUACAUUUGCUCAUCGAUUAACAAUAGUGUGCAAAGCUUCAUAUUUAUUAUCAAAUAAAAUUCAAG